Molecule: messenger RNA, 5442 nt
Organism: Penaeus chinensis
Lineage: Eukaryota; Metazoa; Arthropoda; Malacostraca; Decapoda; Penaeidae
Product: glycogen debranching enzyme-like
Exons: 31
Coding region: 330-5216 (1628 amino acids)
Biological process (GO): glycogen biosynthetic process; glycogen catabolic process
Molecular function (GO): amylo-alpha-1,6-glucosidase activity; 4-alpha-glucanotransferase activity
Source: RefSeq, a predicted model, not a curated record
AUGUAUAUUUUGCUGUGUAUGUGCUUGAAAAAUGUCCUAUAUAUGAAUAUCGUCAUGUAAGCUACACCUGUGGAGUCCUUGUGUUCAAAACACUAUAUUUGACAUUCGAGUGUUCUGAGUAUACUCUCAGCAUAGCGGCGCUGUGCACCAAAGACAACAUGUGUACAAAUAGCAGUACACAGUAGAUCCGGUGCGUUAUAGCAUCCUGUGCUCACGAAUCUGUGGCUUCCAAUCAAGGACCUGACAGGACAAGGAGAACUUCUUUCAAACAACAUGCAGUUUCCACCUUUUUGCAACACAACUAAUGGAAGCUGGCCAACUUCUUCAAGAUGGGCGUGCAGGACGGAGCCGGGGUGGUGACCCAGGGGCCUCAGAGCCAGCAGAUGUACACUUCUGACCAUAUGUCUCCUAUGACCAACUCGGUCAAUGGGACUAUGGGAUCUGAGCCGAAGGGACUGAGCCUACCCAAGAUGGGAAGUGGACCUGGCAUGAGCUUUAGCCAGCAGCAGCCGCAGGUUCGUGUGCUCACCCUCAACCAUGGUGACCACAUGGACUCUACGCUCUUCCGUCUACAGAAAGGGUGGGUACUUCAGCUCCGUCCCGGCCCAUCUCUGCUGGGGAAGGCCGUCAGUGUGUUCACCAACCACCCAGAGGACCUAGGAGAGGGUUUCACCCGUAACCGUUAUAGACGUCUCCAAUGGAAAAGUGACUCUCGCAAUAAGGGUGAUGAUACAGCCCUCUAUGUUGAAGUAGUCAUCAUUUCAGCAGGAGCUUUCCAUUUCUAUUUCACCUAUGAUGAUGGAGUGGAACGUGAAAGAGCUCAGGGCUCUGGCUACUUCAUUGUAGACCCAACCCUCACUGUAGGCACCAAUAGUGAAUCUUUGAGUUUGGAUUGCGUUCAGUGCCAGACUGUGUUGUCGAAAUGCCUAGGACCUCUGCCUGACUGGGAACAAAGGUUGCAAGUGGCUUAUGAGACUGGCUACAAUCUGGUUCAUUUUACUCCCAUUCAGGAACUUGGUGAUUCAAAUUCUUCCUACUCAAUAAAGGAUCAGCACAAGCUUAACACUGAGUUCCAGACCCCAGACCACCAGUACACCUUUGCUGAUGUUGAGGCUCUCAUCAGGAGAAUGAGGGAUGAAUGGAAGAUGUUAUCCCUGACUGAUGUGGUGCUGAACCACACAGCCAAUGAUUCUAACUGGAUCCAGGACCAUCCUGAGGCAACCUAUAACUGCCAGAACUCCCCUCACCUCCGUCCUGCUUAUCUUUUGGAUCGUGUACUGUACCAUAUGACAGUUGAAGUGGCUGAUGGCAAAUGGGAAGAUCGUGGUAUCCCGGUGGCCAUCAGGGAAGAAAAAGAUCUUGAGGCUAUUAAGAAUGUUAUUCAUAGCCAUUUCCUCCCACAAGUUAAACUCCAUGAAUUCUACACUGUGGAUGUAGACAAAACAGUUGAAGAGUUCCGUCGCAGAAUUUCCAGCAACCUUCCAAUCGUCACCAGAGGCAAGGGUGAUUCUUCAUACAAAGAGGAAAUGGUCAUCAUUCAGGACCCCAAUUAUGGAAGAAGAACCUGCACAGUUGAUAUGAAUAUUGCUGUGAGACUCUACAAUUUAGCCAGUGAGUCGAAUGCGAAGACCCUCCAGGGUAGUGGACCUGAAGCCCGUGAUGAGGAAGAUCGAAUUGUACGUUGCUGUGCUGAGUUCCGACGUCACGUUGAGAACCUCAAUCAGCAGCGCACAAGUGAGAUCCAGGCACACCUCAUCCAGGCCGUUGAAUGUGUUCUGGGAACGAUCAGAUACCAGCGACUUCAACCAGAUGGGCCUAUGAUUGCAGAGGUUUCCAGAGACUACCCUCUAGUACCACCGUACUUCACUCAUUACGGAGAAGACGCUUCCCUGGAGGAGGAAGAGGCCCUUAUGUUUGGCGAUAAGGGUUGCUAUUUGAUGGCACAUAAUGGAUGGGUCAUGGGUGAUGAUCCACUGAAUAACUUUGCGAGAUCAGACUGCUAUGUCUACCUACGAAGGGAGUUGGUUGCAUGGGGAGACAGUGUGAAGCUCAGGUAUGGUGAGAAGCCUGAAGACAGUCCCUACGUAUGGGAUCACAUGAAACGUUACUGUGAAUAUACAGCUCGCAUCUUCCAUGGCAUCCGCUUGGACAACUGCCAUUCCACCCCAAUUCAUGUUGCAGAGUACAUGUUGGAUGCUGCAAGGAAAGUCAGGCCUGAUUUGUAUGUAAUUGCAGAGCUCUUCACUAAUUCUGAUCUUACAGACAAUGUUUUUGUCAACCGUCUGGGCAUCAAUUCAUUGAUUAGAGAGGCCAUGUCAGCACCAAACUCACAUGAAGAAGGAAGGCUUGUGUACCGCUAUGGAGGUGAACCUGUGGGUGCAUUCCUGCUUCCCCCUGUACGGCCUCUGGUACCAUGCAUUGCUCACGCCAUUUUCUUGGACUUGACACAUGACAACCGCAGCCCUGCAGAGGUGCGAACUGCCUGGGAUAUGUUACCCUCAACAGCCCUUGUCAGCAUGGCAUGUUGUGCUUCUGGGUCAACAAGAGGCUAUGAUGAGUUAGUGCCACAUCAUAUUCACGUUGUAGAUGAAACACGUGUAUAUCAGGCUUGGACAGAUGCUGAGCCAACAAGAGGAGAAUGUAAUGAGAGCUCAGGCAUUGUCCGUUGUAAGAGGUUGUUGAACAAACUUCAUUUUGAGCUUGGAGCUAAUGGCUAUAAUCAGGUAUUUGUGGAUCAGGUGACAGAACAUGUGGUUACAGUAACACGUCACAAUCCUGUUACACACCAGAGUGUUGUAUUGGUUGCCUACACUUCCUUCCGACCUCCAGCAGAGGCUCGUGAAAGUCACAUCAGGCCACUGAAAGUACAGGGACACCUUGAGGAGAUCAUCUUUGAGAUGCAAGUGAAAGGAAAAACAUCAGGGGAGGAUGAUAAGUCAUAUCCAGGCUUCUUCAAUAAUGACUCGGAAUUCAUUAAUGGUCUGAACAGUAUCAUUGCUGAGGUGAAAGAGAACAUCAGACCAAGUGAGUCUUCACUUGUGCGACUAACUUCACCUGAGGAUGCAGAUGAAACUGAGUGCCAGUACACUUCUGAAUUUACACCUGGUUCAGUUAUUGCAUUCAGACUAAGUCUUCUUCCUCGUGCUCAGACUGCAGUGAACAAAAUUCGUGGAGUUUUGUCAGAAUUUGGUUAUAAAUCAAGAAUCUCAGAAGUCACUACUCAUAAUGUUGAGCUGAUGGACAUUGUGAACUCACUGUCCCUUUCCGACUUGAAUCGUGUGCUGUAUCGCUGCGACGAAGAGGAGAAAGACGAAGGCCAUGGAGGAGGAACUUACUCAAUCCCCAACUAUGGCUCACUACCCUACUGUGGUCUUCAAGGGGUGAUUUCUGUGCUGAGUGAGAUUCGUGUGCACAAUGACCUCGGACAUCCUCUGUGUAGUAACCUCCGUGAUGGUGAUUGGAUGCCUGAGUAUAUUGUCACACGUCUUAAACAUGAACCAGCAACCCAGAGACUUGCCAAGUGGUUCGAAGAUAUAUUCAACUGGUUGAAGGAAGUUCCCAGAUACCUCAUUCCAGCUUACUUUGAUUCCAUUGUGACAAGUGUAUACCUCACUCUUAUCAACCGGGCUUGGUCUUUAAUGGGAGAGUUCAUUUCUCAAGGGUCAGACUUUGCCAAGGCUCUGAGUCUGUGUUCAGUGCAGUUCUGUGGCGUUGUCAAGUCUGCAGUGAUGCCACCUCUGUCUCCCAACCUGUCUUCACCUCAACCUCCAGCAGUCACAGAUGGUUCAGGUUCAACGAAACAGAUGUCUGUUACUAUUGCUGCUGGAUUACCGCAUUUCUCAGUGGGUUACAUGCGCAACUGGGGCCGAGACACAUUUAUUGCCCUUCCUGGAAAUCUUCUCAUCACUGGAAGAUACGAUGAAGCAAGAUGGAUUAUCUUGGCAUAUGCGAGCACAAUGCGCCAUGGCCUCAUACCCAACCUUUUGGAUGGAGGUACUAAGGCUCGAUUCAACUGUAGAGAUUCUGUCUGGUGGUGGCUCCAGUCCAUCCAAAGGUAUGUGGCAAUUGUUCCUGAUGGCAAUCGCAUCUUCAGGGACAGAGUGUCUCGUCUCUUCCCCUCUGAUGACUCACCACCUCAAGAACCAGGCAGACAUGAUCAGUUGUUAGAGGAUGUGAUUCAGGAGACCCUGCAGCGCCACUUCCAGGGAGUGAAGUUCCGUGAGAGGAAUGCUGGUUUCCAGAUUGACAGGGAGAUGUGCGAUGAAGGUUUCAACAACGAGAUUGGAGUCAGUUUGGAAACAGGUUUUGUGCAUGGUGGAACGGUUCACAACUGCGGUACAUGGAUGGACAAAAUGGGUUCAAGUGAGCUGGCAGGAAUCAAAGGCAAACCAGCAACACCAAGAGAUGGUAGUGCUGUAGAAAUUGUAGGCCUUUGCAAAUCUGCUCUUCGCUUCCUGGGUCAGAUGUAUCGUGAAGACAAAUUCAAAUACAACAGUGUAGAAAGAUACGAUGACACAGGUAAUGUCACUAAGUGGACAUAUGAAUUCUGGGAAAAGAAAAUUCAAGAGAACUUUGAGAAGUACUACUGGAUAGAUGAAAAUCCAAUUCCUGACAGGGAACCCAAGCCAGAACUUAUCAACCGAAGGGGCAUUUACAAAGAUUCAUAUAAUGCCUCUCAGUUCUGGGCAGAUUACCAACUGCGUUGCAAUUUCCCUGUAGCAGUUGCUGUGGCCCCAGAGAUGUUCACUCCUAAACAUGCGUGGAUAGCCUUGAAAAAUGCAGAAAAGAUCCUGUUAGGUCCACUUGGAAUAAAGACACUGGAUCCCAGUGACUGGGCAUACAAUGGUGACUACGACAACGCAAAUGAUUCAGCAGACCCUAAGAUUGCCCGAGGAUACAACUACCAUCAAGGACCAGAAUGGGUAUGGCCAGUGGGAUGGCUUCUUCGUGCCCAGUUAGCUGUUGCUCCUAAGGUUGGAGGCUUUGAAGAAUUGGGUCGCACUAUGGGUCACGUGAAAUCACUUCUUGCUCCUCACCUGACCCAUGUUCUAUCUGAUGCCUGGCGAUCACUACCUGAGCUAACUAAUACUAAUGGUGCACACUGUAAAGAUUCCAAUCCAGCUCAGUCAUGGAGUACAGGAUGUGUGCUUGAGGUACUGUGGGAGAUGGAUCGUAUAGAACGGGGUCUGAGGCGCUCCAGCAUGACCGGCAUGUGAAGAGAUCCGGGCUACGCCACCAUCCGUGCACUAGACACACCACUCCACGAACAUACAUCAACACUUGCAGAAACACCCUCAUGUUUGUCCCACACACACCAAGCCAGUGACUCAUGGCUCCAGACAUCCCAAACAAGCACACAAUAUCCCUUAGAUAGCAGUAGGCUUCACCGGAGAUUAAGUCUUCCAGAAGAGCAGCCAUCUGCAAUCCCAGACCCGGCAUGUA